Molecule: messenger RNA, 1641 nt
Organism: Chrysochloris asiatica (Cape golden mole)
Lineage: Eukaryota; Metazoa; Chordata; Mammalia; Afrosoricida; Chrysochloridae
Gene: TUSC3
Product: tumor suppressor candidate 3
Exons: 11
Coding region: 290-1336 (348 amino acids)
Cellular component (GO): oligosaccharyltransferase complex
Source: RefSeq, a predicted model, not a curated record
AGAAAAGAUACAGGUUAGAGCAAAGCACGGUGCACAAGAGACUCGCUCCCUGGCCACGCCCACUUCCUGCUCCAUCCCGGGCCUUUCCAGGACCCUCUGCCUGUGAACCGGAUGCUCUGUCAGUCUCCUCCUCCGCGUCCUCGGCCGCCACCGGGUUCCUAGCGAAGCCACUGUUACCCCCUGUGGACCUAGUCAAGGUGUUCCGACGGAGGGCCUGGCAGGUGUGGGACGCCGGUAGGAGCUGGGCGCGCACGGUUACCGCGCGUGGAGGAGACACUGCCCUGCGGCGAUGGGGGCCAGGGGCGCUCCUUCACGCCGGAGGCAAGCGGGACGGCGGCUGUGGUACUUGCCCACCGGGAGCUUUCCCUUCCUCCUCCUCCUGCUCCUCCUCUGCAUCCAGCUCGGGGGAGGACAGAAGAAGAAGGAGAAUCUUUUAGCAGAAAAAGUAGAGCAGCUGAUGGAAUGGAGUUCCAGGCGCUCAAUCUUCCGAAUGAAUGGUGAUAAAUUCCGGAAAUUUAUAAAGGCACCACCUCGAAACUACUCUAUGAUUGUUAUGUUCACUGCUCUUCAGCCUCAGCGCCAGUGUUCUGUGUGCAGGCAAGCUAAUGAAGAAUAUCAAAUACUGGCUAACUCCUGGCGCUAUUCAUCUGCUUUUUGUAACAAACUUUUCUUCAGUAUGGUGGACUAUGAUGAGGGUACAGAUGUUUUUCAACAGCUCAAUAUGAAUUCUGCUCCUACAUUCAUGCAUUUUCCUCCAAAAGGCAGACCCAAAAGAGCUGAUACCUUUGACCUUCAAAGAAUCGGAUUUGCAGCUGAACAACUAGCAAAAUGGAUUGCUGACAGAACAGAUGUUCAUAUUCGGGUUUUCAGACCACCCAACUACUCUGGCACUAUUGCUUUGGCUCUCUUAGUGUCACUUGUUGGUGGUUUACUCUACUUACGAAGGAAUAACCUGGAAUUCAUCUAUAACAAGACUGGUUGGGCCAUGGUGUCUCUGUGUAUAGUCUUUGCUAUGACUUCUGGCCAGAUGUGGAAUCACAUCCGUGGACCUCCUUAUGCUCAUAAGAACCCUCAUAAUGGACAGGUGAGCUACAUUCAUGGAAGCAGCCAGGCUCAGUUCGUGGCAGAGUCUCAUAUUAUUCUGGUAUUGAAUGCUGCUAUUACCAUGGGAAUGGUCCUUCUAAAUGAAGCUGCAACUUCCAAAGGAGAUGUUGGGAAAAGACGCAUCAUUUGCCUAGUGGGAUUAGGCCUGGUGGUCUUCUUCUUCAGUUUCCUGCUUUCAAUAUUUCGUUCCAAGUACCAUGGAUAUCCUUAUAGUGACCUGGACUUUGAGUGAGAAGAUGUGAUUUGGACCAUGGCACUUAAUAACUCUAUAACCUCAGCUUUUUAAUUAAAUGAAGCCAAGUGGGAUAUGCGUAAAGUGAAUGUUUACCAUGAAGAGAAACUGUUCCUGCCAUUGUACGAUUUUGAAUUCCUGAGUUCUUUUCUUUGUUGAUUGUGAUAAGCUAGUUUAUUCUUGUAUAAUAUUUUUAAAUGUGGAUUUUGCUAGUAAAUUUAAUUUAUAUAAAUGUAUGGUAAAUUUUAAUAAUCUACAAAGGAAGUAUAGAAGUGCUUUCAAAUAUUCAGUGUACGUCACAGGAU